Molecule: messenger RNA, 4571 nt
Organism: Tripterygium wilfordii
Lineage: Eukaryota; Viridiplantae; Streptophyta; Magnoliopsida; Celastrales; Celastraceae
Product: probable serine/threonine protein kinase IREH1
Exons: 18
Coding region: 177-4085 (1302 amino acids)
Biological process (GO): peptidyl-serine phosphorylation; intracellular signal transduction
Molecular function (GO): protein serine/threonine kinase activity; ATP binding
Source: RefSeq, a predicted model, not a curated record
GUUUUUCUUUAUUCUUGUCCAAACAAAAUAUCGAAUCCAACGGCCACUAAUUUGUUUGAAUCAAAUCUUUGAGAUUUCAACGCAAAGCAAUGGCAGCGUUGUAUGGAGUAUGGAGCUGCUGCUGCUGCUGUUGUUCCAACAAGCCCCACUUUUGAAAACCCUAACAAGUAAUCGAGAUGGUUUUCAGGAAUAAAUUUCUGUUUUCGUCUAAGAAAUCCGAUUCAAGUUCUAGUCCAGAUGGAUCCAACAGCAGUCCCAGAUCGUUCGGGUCCGGUUCGCUGAUCCGAUCGGACAAGAAGAAGCCGAAGUCAUCUGCUUCUUCCAAGGAGGAGUCAUCUAAGCAGACGGAAUUGGCAAAAGAUGUGGCGCCCAAGAAGAAGGGGCUGUCAUUGAGAGGGAAAGGUAAAGAAACGACAGUGCCGCAGAAUCAACCUAAAACUCCUGAUAAACCUGUUCUCAACUCCAAGUCGAAGAAAGUUGUUGAGGAAGCGGCGUCAGUGUCACCAAUACUGGCUUCAUCGUUGGGGUUGAAUCGGAUAAAGACUCGAUCGGGUCCUUUGCCACAGGAGAGCUUCUUUGGGUUGAGAGGAGACAAGGGCAACUCUGUGGCAGUGCUCGGGGGAAGUAAUUUAUCGAGGCUGAGUGGCGGUGAUGGUGGGUUGGUUCAUGGGAAAUCGGGGACCGUAGGGAAGAAGCAGGAAAUUGCGGGUCAGAGUAGAACGAUGGGCAGGGUUGAUAAUGGGACUGGGACUAAUACGGGUGGUAUGUGUACUGGAAGCGGGCUAUCCAGAGAGCAGAGCCCUAGUGUGCUGCCAGGGUCCCGGUUGCACAAUGGGGAAUCGUCUUCGGAAGCAGGUCAGAAUGAGUCAUCAUGGGGUCGAUCGGGGGACUUAAAAAGUUCAGAUGUAUGUACACCCGAGACGUCGUAUGAUUGCAAAAACCCACAGGAGUCUGAAUCUCCCCGUUUCCAAGCUAUUCUCCGUGUCACAAGUGCACCUAGGAAGAGAUUCCCGAGUGACAUCAAAAGUUUUUCUCAUGAACUAAAUUCAAAAGGUGUACGGCCUUUCCCUUUUUUUUGGAAGCAAAGAGGCUUAAAUAACUUGGAGGAAAUCUUGGUUGUUAUAAGCGGAAAAUUUGACAAAGCAAAGGAAGAAGUGAAUGCUGACCUGGCCAUUUUUGCGGCAGAUCUGGUUGGCAUUCUUGAAAAGGAUGCAGACGGUCAUCCUGAGUGGCAGGAAACUAUUGAGGACUUGUUGGUUUUGGCCCGAAGCUGUGCUAUGACAUCUCCGGGAGAGUUUUGGCUUGAGUGUGAAGGCAUAGUUCAAGAGUUGGAUGACAGGCGGCAAGAACUUCCUCCAGGAAUACUGAAGCAGCUUCAUACUCGAAUGCUUUUCAUUCUCACACGAUGCACCAGAUUGUUACAGUUCCACAAGGAAAGUGGGCUGGGUGAGGAUGAUCAUGUCUUUCAGCUUCGUCAAUCUGGAGUCCUGCAUUCUGCUGGUAAAAAAGUGCCUCCAGGCGUGGGAAGGGAUGGGAAAAGUUCCGAUGCUACAAAGGCGGCUUCAGCACGGAAGUUCUAUAGUCAGGAGCAGCGUGGCUUGGAUUGGACGGGAGACCAUGUGGCAGCAUGCUCUGGAAAUUUCGUCUCUCUUGCUGCUGAUGCCACUUCUGAUGAUUUAGAGUCUCCAGUUGGAAGGGAUCGGAUGUCUUCUUGGAAGAAAUUGCCAUUUCCUGGGGUCAAAAGCUCAAAGGAAGUUGCUCUGGCGAAGGAGCAGAAUGAUGUGAAGGUUGAACCUUUGAAGACAUCGAUGGCCAGUAAAGGAGUUUCUGAUGUUGAUCUGACUCCUUCUAAGCCUUCGGAGCUUCCUCCUACUAAAGAUUCUCAUGAACAUUCUUCUAAGCACCAACACAAAGUUUCUUGGGGUUACUGGGGUGAUCAGCCGAUUGUUUCAGAUGAAAGUUCAAUAAUUUGUCGAAUAUGUGAGGAGGAGGUUUCAACUUUACAUGUGGAAGACCAUUCAAGAAUUUGUGCAAUUGCAGAUCGAUGUGAUCAGCAGGGUCUCAGUGUCAAUGAACGUCUUGUCAGGAUUUCAGAGAGUUUGGAUAAGAUGAUGGAGAAUUUCGCACGGAAGGAGAUGACACAUGUAGUUGGAAGCCCAGAUGUUGCAAAAGUAUCAAAUUCAAGUUUGGCUGAAGAAUCUGAUAUGCUCUCCCCAAAACUCAGUGAUUGGUCCAGGAGAGGGUCUGAGGAUAUGCUUGACUGUUUUCCUGAUGCUGAUAACUCAGUUUUUAUGGAUGACCUGAAGGGUUUACCCUCUAUGUCAUGUAAAACACGUUUCGGACCAAAGUCUGAUCAAGGAAUGACCACAUCUUCUGGGGGUAGCAUGACUCCUAGGUCACCAUUAUUGACACCAAGGAACAGUCAUAUUGACUUGCUGUUGGCUGGGAAGUGUGUUUUUUCUGAGCAUGAUGAUGUUCUGCAGAUGAAUGAACUUGCUGAUAUUGCAAGAUGUGUAGCAAAUACACCUUUAGAUGAUGACCGCUCAAUUCCCUAUUUAAUAUCUUGUCUUGAAGACUUAAAGGUGGUCAUUGACCGUCGCAAGUUUGAUGCGCUUACUGUCGAAACUUUUGGGGCACGCAUUGAGAAGCUAAUUCGGGAGAAGUAUUUGCAGCUUACUGAGCUAGUGGAAGAUAAAAAGGUUGAACUAACGAGUACGGUAAUUGAUGAAGAUGCUCCUUUGGAAGAUUAUGUAGUGCGUAGCUUGAGAACAAGCCCCAUACAUUCUUCUAAAGACCGUACUUCUAUAGAUGACUUUGAGAUAAUAAAGCCAAUCAGUCGUGGGGCAUUUGGACGGGUCUUUUUGGCUAAAAAGAGGACAACGGGGGAUCUUUUUGCCAUAAAGGUUCUUAGAAAGGCAAAUAUGAUUCGAAAGAAUGCUGUUGAAAGUAUAUUAGCUGAAAGAGACAUUUUAAUUUCGGUCCGCAACCCUUUUGUGGUACGUUUCUUUUAUUCAUUCACAUGUCAUGAGAAUUUGUAUCUUGUGAUGGAGUAUUUAAAUGGGGGAGAUUUGUAUUCCCUGUUGAGAAAUUUGGGCUGCUUAGAUGAAGAUGUUGCUCGAGUAUACAUAGCAGAAGUUGUGCUUGCUUUGGAAUAUUUACACUCACUUCGUGUGGUCCAUCGUGACUUGAAGCCUGAUAACUUGUUGAUUGCCCAUGAUGGUCAUAUCAAGUUGACUGAUUUUGGGCUUUCAAAGGUUGGUCUCAUCAAUAGUACUGAUGAUUUGUCGGGUCCAGCAGUUAGUGGGACAUCCUUGCUUGGGAAUGAUGAACCCGAGCUAUCUGCAUCUGAGCAUCAGCAAGAAAGGAGGAAGAAGCGUUCUGCUGUGGGCACUCCCGACUAUUUGGCACCAGAGAUACUUUUGGGGACGGGACAUGGCACAACGGCAGAUUGGUGGUCUGUGGGUGUCAUCUUAUUUGAACUGAUUGUGGGCAUUCCACCUUUCAAUGCAGAACAUCCACAGCAAAUAUUUGAUAAUAUUCUCAACCGUAAAGUACCUUGGCCCCGGGUGCCUGAAGAAAUGAGUGGCGAAGCACAAGAUCUCAUUGAUCGACUAUUGACUGAAGAUCCUCAUCAAAGACUUGGGGCUGGAGGAGCAUCGGAGGAUAACACAAUCAAAGCUUUUAUGAUUCAGGUGAAGGAGCAUGUAUUCUUCAAAGAUAUCAGUUGGGACACCCUUGCCAGGCAGAAGGCGGCAUUUGUUCCCAGUUCAGAUAGUGCACUUGAUACCAGUUAUUUUACUAGUCGCUAUUCAUGGAAUACUUCGGAUGAGCAUGUAUAUCAAGCCAGUGAUCUUGAAGAUCCCAGUGAUUCUGACAGCUCAAGUGGCAGCAGUAGUUGCAUGAGCAAUCGCCAGGAUGAAGUGGGUGAUGAAUGUGGAGGUCUUGCGGAGUUUGAUUCCAGCUCAUCUGUUAAUUAUUCCUUCAGUAAUUUUUCAUUCAAGAACCUCUCUCAGCUAGCAUCGAUCAACUACGAUCUUCUCACAAAGGGUUGGAAGGAUGAUCCUUCAACUAAUCAUAAUUCAUAGCCACCAUGUCCUCCCUAUCAAGGGCUGGAGUUGGUUGUAUUUACCGCGCUUUCUCAACGUUUGUUGUUUGUAUACCCUGUACAUAUAUAGAAGAAAAUACCCGAGACUGAAACUGCUCCGGGAUGUGGUCUUUCCUCCGCCAGGUGAUGCUGAAUGAAUGGAGGGGUUUGAAUUUUACUGUGGAAUGGUUUUGUCCCAUUUUCAUGUAUUCUGAUUUACAUAUUACAGACUGUUGGCCUACAAGGUACUACUAAUGAUUGCCCCCCUCCCUCAGUAUCAAUAAGAUCAUAUCCCCAUAAUUUUUUUUCAGUUCAGUUUUUCACAUCUUGAAUUGAAACCUUUGGACUGAAUCUGGAAAGUGUAUCAGCUACUAUGAAACUGUUCCGGGAUGUGAUCGUUCAUGCAAGCUUGCGGGGUGUGGAGCAAGAACCUCUUCUUGUAUGUAAUCUGAAACACAAAUUACAAAGACAGCACCCCUUUCACUGG